Messenger RNA from Gamsiella multidivaricata, 2727 nucleotides. Its product is annotated as major facilitator superfamily domain-containing protein. Gene Ontology annotation, molecular function: sucrose:proton symporter activity. Bases 174 to 2477 code for a protein of 767 amino acids. The transcript has 6 exons. The record is from RefSeq and is a predicted model, not a curated record. Gene Ontology annotation, cellular component: membrane. NCBI's taxonomy places the organism in Eukaryota, Fungi, Mortierellomycota, Mortierellomycetes, Mortierellales, Mortierellaceae.
UUCACAUUCUUUGCGCAAACUUGGUCUCCAUGGGCGGGCGCGUAUAUGGGGACCUAACAGGACCAUGCGGAUGAUUUUCUUGACCACAGCUCUUAUGGGUCUCCAGUUCACUUGUAGGUACCAGGCCAGGGCUGUGCCUCCCAAAUACCAGGAAUAACCUGCUUCCACAAUCGAUGAUAUCAUUUCUGAACAUCAGCUACAUCAGCCCGGCGUGGAAAUUGAGUUGGUUUAUGCUCUUGUGCUCAAUAGUUGGUAUGUCAGUGCGCUCACCUGGCGAAUGUUGCAAUCUUAUAGGGUCUAUCGAGAUGGCCUACGGAACACCUUUCCUGCUCCAGCUCGGCCUCUCCAAAUCACUCAUGUCACUAGUCUGGCUGGCUGGGCCACUCUCCGGACUGGUGAUGCAGCCUGUCGUCGGCGUGCUAUCGGAUCGAUGCACAUCCAAGCUUGGAAGGCGGCGGCCGUUUCUCAUAGUUGGAGUCGCCGCCGUAGUCGUAUCCUUCCUCUGCCUUGGAUGGUGUAGAGAUAUCAUAAGAGGAAUCUUUGGCGCCGACUACGAUAACUUGGAGAAUGCAACAAUUCUUAUGGCAGUAGGAGCGAUAUACAUUCUGGAUUUUGCGAUCAACUGCGUGCAAGCAAGCUGUAGGACAUUGAUCGUGGAUAGUCUACCGUCUUCACAGCAGGAAGCAGCAGCAUCAUGGGCGAGUCGAUUGAUGGGAAUUGGCGGUAUCUUUGGAUACUUCAUGGGCAACGUUAAUCUCCCGCAAUUCAUCCCAGCCUUUGGUGACACGCAGAUCAAGGGACUCUGUAUCAUUGCUUGCCUGUUUUUGAUCCUCACAGUUGGAUUGACAUGUUUAACUGUCACUGAGCGAGUCAUGGUUCGAGCGGCAAAGACUUCAGGAUCAUCGCUCGAUGAGACUUUGCAGGGAUUCAAACUAGUGCUUCGAGCAAUUCGCUAUCUACCAACCAGGAUUCAGCAGCUGUGCAAUGUUCAGUUCUUUGCUUGGAUGGGAUGGUUCCCGUUUUUGUUCUACUCUUCGACUUAUAUCGCUGAAAUCUAUACCCGCGAACAGACAGAGAACGGGAACCCCGUCGAACCCGAUUUACCGGCUGGUCAGGAUCCAGUGAAUGGCGUUCAGGAUGCAGCAGUGCGAGCCGGAUCGUUCUGCUUGCUUAUCUACUCGAUCGUGUCGCUCGGAGGGUCCAUCAUACUGCCACUUUUUGUCAGUUCCGCGGACCAAAUUUCCACUGGAUCUCAUGGACCGUUCUCAAACUCGAGGUCGACCAGUGCAUCAGAAAAUGAACUCGGGAGCAUGAAGCGAUUAUCUAGAUGGCGUAGGUUGCGGUUGCCAAGAUGGCUGAGCCUUCCUAUUCCUGGGCUGACUCUACCCAAAAUGUAUACGAUGUCGUUGGCGUUGGUCUCAUUUGCCUUAGUGAGCACUUGGUAUAUACAUGAUUUGCAGGGAUCCACCAUCCUGUUCGCUUGCUGCGGUGUCGCAUGGGCCAUUACAAUGUGGGCACCAUUCUCGAUUUUGGGCGAAGUCAUUUCACAACAGAUGCAGGAAGAGCAGCAUCAGGAUCGUCUCCGUGGGACAGGCCAAUCUCAGCGAGGAGAGAUGGCGGAAGUGCUAUAUCAAAAAGAUGACGAGGGCGAGGGUGAAGACGAAGGCGAGGAGAUCAGGAUGAGCGAGAGUGGUCGCGGAAGGCAGUACCAGCCCGUACGGGCACGCGAGAGUCUAGACGAGCCGGUUACCGUUGCAGAAUCGAAAUACAAGAGUAGUCGGCCGGGGGUAUCGAACGCGGACUCUUUCCGAAACCGGACGAGUACACCAUCGCCCGCAGCUGUCGAGGGACAAUCGUUCGCCGUGGGUGCCUUAGGAUGGACAGUAUCUUCAGAUCAGGAUAAGCCCGAGGCACGUUUGGACACAAAUUCUGAGACGGAUGCUACGAGCGACGACAACUAUGAGAGCGGGGAUGAUGAUCGAAGGUUGGUCCAGAAGCGCAGUAAUCAUUCUCGCUCUUCACGGUGCUCCUCUCAUUCUUCGCAUUCCCACAAUGGUUCUACCACGGACACGCGGCGUUCCAGGACAUACUCUCAUGAACAUCGUCGUGAGCAGCGCAACGCUAACGGACAUGGCCGUGGUACUGGUGGCGCUGGCCGCACAUCUUCACGAACUAGUCACUCGGAACCACCGUCCAUAUCUGCACAGUCGACAGUUGAGGUCACUUCAGCGGGCGCGUUGCUUGGUAUCCACAACAUUUACAUUGUGCUGCCUCAGUUCCUGGUCAGCUUUCUGAGCAGCCUGGUGUUUGCGGCUAUCGAACCCAGGGCAGAUGGAGCUACAGAAGGAGAGUUAGACCAGCCAGGUAACCCGGAGACCAUUGGCGUGAUGCUUCGGAUUGGUGGUAUCAUGGCCGGGAUAGCAGCGUUGCUUAGCCUGAAACUGUGGAAGCAACCGCGGACCGUUGCUCCACUGUGAAUGGGGUUUCCUUCCAAAUAAAAAAGGAAAUCUACGUGGAUGCCAACUAUAUAGCAUUUCAACUCAAACUUAUGCUGGCUGAUUUUGAAGAGACUGACAUAUAUGAGGUUGAAGGAGUCUUGGCUAUCGGGACAGUAUCAUCUAAGCAGGAAUUUGAAUUUAUUGAGUGUCGCUACAUCACUGAGUACUGAAUAGAGUACUAUGCUAAACAGGCUGCAAAUAAUAAAAACGCCUCUAAACGACUACAACC